Papilio machaon (common yellow swallowtail) is the source of this 1554-nucleotide messenger RNA. Its product is annotated as dentin sialophosphoprotein. The transcript has a single exon. Lineage: Eukaryota; Metazoa; Arthropoda; Insecta; Lepidoptera; Papilionidae. The record is from RefSeq and is a predicted model, not a curated record. Bases 152 to 1516 code for a protein of 454 amino acids. Gene Ontology annotation, cellular component: centrosome.
UGACAUUGUGUACAUAUAUGAUUACAAUUGUGUUAAAGUGUUGUAUUAUUGUUAUUUUUGAUUGUCAAAUGUAAAGACGCUCUACAAACUAUGUUUGAGGAAGCAUUUAAUUAAAUUCAAUAAAAAGUGUCAUGAAAUAACUGUAUUAACUAUGGCUCAAUCUGAAGACACAGAACUACGUGACUUAGUGGUCGAAGCAUUAGAGAAGAACGGAUCACUUGCCAAAAUUCGCGCUUUACUGAGAGCAAACAUCUUCUUAGUUUUUGAAGAUGAAUGUGAAAACAUUAAACAGAACGUUAGUUUAGACAGUAUAUUGAAAUUACCCGAAGGUAUCUUCUGUCUUUCCUUAAUUCAUGAAUUUCUUGAGUAUUGUAAUCUCAAAAACACGUUGUUUGUUUAUAUGUCAGAAUCACGUCAAGGAAAAGAGUAUACUUACGAGGGAACUAAAUUGUUGCUCGAAAAACUGAAGCUAAAACGUAACAAUAAUAAAGAACCAGUUUUAGUUACUCUCAUAAAAAAUGUUUUCCAACAGCAGACAAAAACUUUUGCACAUAAUGAGAGACAUGUUAAAAGAAGCGAAAACACUUUAAAAGAUGAGCAAAAUAACACAUAUAUUGUUCAUGAAGAUUCCACUACAAGUUUGAGCAAUUCCAACUCAGAUAAUUCUUCCGAUGAAAAAAAUAAGCUGCAUUUACGAUUACAGCUCGAUAAUUCCGAUACUGACACUUCGAGUGACUCCACGCGAGGAAAAACAAGUUCAGAAUAUAUUCCAAGUGAGCAUAUACUAACAAAUCAAAGUUCUCACAAUGUUACAUAUUCAAAUGUACAUGAUAAUGGCUCUAAUUUAAAAAAUCCUACCAUAAGUUUACAAGUUCCUGAAGCAAAUAAAAAUCUAAGCAAUAGUGAAUCAACAUCAUAUGCGGAAAUUAAACCUCCAAGUCCCUUAGACAAAAUUGUUUUUAACGCAACCGGAGUACCUUGUGCUGAAGAGAAAACUGAUGUGGAGACCACAAAACAUUCUACACAACAACUCGAUAUCCAAACACCUUCGUCGAAAAUUACGAAUCUAAGCAGUUAUAACAACAACAAAAAUGAAACAACAAAAUCAGAGAGUUCAAGCAAAGAUUUAACCGAGUAUAGCUUAGACUUCACAUCACCAGCUUCUGUAAAAAAGGAAUCCGUAAGUAAUGAUAAUAAAUCCUCUGAGUCAAUACCUGAUCAAUCACUUGACUACAGUCCAAAGAUACAAGAGAACUUUGAUCAAAAGUCCAUAACUACACCAGAUUCUAUUUCCACAUCUGAUGUGGCUGAUAUCUUUAGUGACAAAAGUAAUUCUUCUCAGCACAAAAACAUUGAUAAAAAUUCAACUUACAGUAAUAAAUCUAAAUCAAUAUCAAAUUAUUCAAAGAAAAGUUAUCAUGAUAGUAUUAAAUUCCUUGAUGAUGAUUUUGGUGAAUUUUCCGAGUCCCCAAUUCCAUCACUGUCUAAUCUUAGUCUGGACAUUCAUAGUGAUUAGCCAGAAAAUAAUAUUUAUGAGAUUUUUUUUUUUUGGUA